Molecule: messenger RNA, 294 nt
Organism: Adineta ricciae
Lineage: Eukaryota; Metazoa; Rotifera; Eurotatoria; Adinetida; Adinetidae
Source: the annotation of a GenBank genome assembly
AUGCAAGCUGAAAGUGUUACUGUAUGGGCUGAUCUAUCCUCUCAAGGUGUAAUGGGGCCUUAUUUCUUCGAUGGCACGGUGACUAGUCAAAAUUAUAUGGAAAUGUUGAGCGAUUAUCUGAAAGAUAUUGCUUAUCAAAAGAAGCACCGAACCUUAUCCAGUCUCAAACAAUCAAUUACUUCAGCUUUUUCGGCAAUAGAUUCUGAUCUGUGCAAGAAAGUUUGUGAAUCAGUAUCAGAAAGACUUCAAAAGUGCAUCGAUGCUGAUGGGCGUCAAUUCGAACAUUUAUAUUAA